This is a messenger RNA of Cylicostephanus goldi, 309 nucleotides long. Lineage: Eukaryota; Metazoa; Nematoda; Chromadorea; Rhabditida; Strongylidae. The record is from the annotation of a GenBank genome assembly.
AUGGCUCAAUCUAAGAAAAUGAAAGAAGCUGGUUUGGCUAAUUCGGGAUCCACUGUGUCUCCUACUGCUAUUCCUGAAGUAUCGGAAAUGGAUGAAGGUAAACUGCUAUCGCAGAUUCAAUCGAUUUUAAUAAGUAAAGCUCCUGAGGUCAUGCCGCUGUCAGAGCAAUUGCUUACUUUGUUCAGGCCCCCCACUAGAGAAUCCAUCGAAGACGAAAAAAGGUCUCGCUCAAUCGUGAUCUUGGGUGUACCAGAGCUCGAGGAGCGCCAGUUGCAUCCGAGCGUCAGUUGCAUACCGAAAAUGCGGUAA